Molecule: messenger RNA, 933 nt
Organism: Trichoderma citrinoviride
Lineage: Eukaryota; Fungi; Ascomycota; Sordariomycetes; Hypocreales; Hypocreaceae
Product: PAK-box protein
Exons: 1
Coding region: 1-933 (310 amino acids)
Source: RefSeq, a predicted model, not a curated record
AUGGUGACUCCAAGGAUACGACAGCCUCUCGGAGCCCUCCUCACACUCCCGAAACAGCAGCCACGGCCCUUGUCUGCAUUCGAAGACUUCCAUGAGUCGUCUUACACGCCGUACUCACGCCCGACUAGCUUCACCUCUUCAUCCGAAGCAUCAUCUCCCCGACAUACCAUGACGGGCCGCCCGCCGACACUGAACGAGAUUCUUCUCGACACUGCUCCCCCGCCGUGGUCUUUGAGUGCCUUCAUGGCCUACCUCUCGCAAAACCACUGCAUGGAGACGCUCGAGUUCACGCUGGACUCUCAGCGCUAUGCCACCGUCUACGAACAAACCCUCUCCGAGCCCAACCCCUCGGAUGACUGCAAGCAAAGGGUGUGCGCAUGGUGGGAGAAGCUGAUGCAGGUUUACAUAAUCCCAUGUGCGCCUCGCGAGGUGAACAUUCCUGCUCAGGUUCGCGAUCGCCUCCUGCGGGUGCCUUGUGGUCCCGACCCUCCUCAUCCAUCCGAGCUUGCCGAAGCUGGACGCAUCGUAUACGAACUCAUGAACGAUUCAGUCUUGGUUCCUUUUUUGCAGUCCGUCGCGACCCCCGCAGCCGACCUCCAUGAUUUCCACCUUGCUUCGCCCAAGGCAUCAUCUGACCGGACAGCGGCUUCGAUGGGUACGGAUCCGGAGACGUUGACGGCCGACAGCAGCGGCACCUCCUCUUCAAUCACGGAGCCCAUGACGCCGCCAACCACACCGCCCACCUCGGAAUGGACUUUCACUGCCUCUCACGGGGGCUUUCACCGGGCCGUUGCAGCGCAUAACAAGGGAUGGAAAAAGGUUGGCGCAGCUCUGGGGUUCAACCGCAAGAGCUCUAGCCGGCGAACAACGCCUACCUCUUCCGGACCAGACUCUGGGGAGUCGAGCUACAACUCCAGUGGCAACUCGAUCUGA